Molecule: messenger RNA, 827 nt
Organism: Dioscorea cayenensis subsp. rotundata (Guinea yam)
Lineage: Eukaryota; Viridiplantae; Streptophyta; Magnoliopsida; Dioscoreales; Dioscoreaceae
Product: 50S ribosomal protein L18
Exons: 3
Coding region: 235-795 (186 amino acids)
Biological process (GO): translation
Cellular component (GO): ribosome
Molecular function (GO): 5S rRNA binding; structural constituent of ribosome
Source: RefSeq, a predicted model, not a curated record
UAAACAAAGGACUUAAAAAAAAUUGAUUUUAAAUAAAUUUCAUUUACGAAAUAAAUAUUAGGAUUUAUGCAAGCCUCCCUCUCAAAUCGUAAAACCCUUCUCUCCCUUUCGCUCUCGCUAUUCGGGCUACGCCGGCUUCUUAGAAAUUGUGCUUUUCUCGCCGUUCACCGGACUCUAGGCGUUUACAACCGGGUAUUGCACCAUCGUUGUGGACAGACCCACUUUUACUGAGAAAUGUUCAAGAGUAUCUUGAACAAUUCAUGGAAGAAAGUAUCCCUGGCUGGUGAAUGGAGAAGUGGGGCUUUUCUCUAUGUUUGUAGAAGCAACUUUCACAAAGGACAGGUUGUAUGUGCCCCAAGGAGUUUCUUUGGAGUUGAAGAUUUCCUAGACGAUGACAACAGCCGUCCAUACACAUACAAGAAGGAGAAAAAAUCUAAAAACCCACACAAGCAUGUCUCAUUCAAGCAGAGAACAAUAGCAUACAUGGAACCAUUCACCCUUGAUGUCUUCAUCUCCAAGAGGUUUGUUUCAGCAUCCCUCACCCACAGAGUCACCAGCAAACAAGUAGCAGUUGCUGGCACCAACUCCAAAGACAUCAAAGCUGUUAUCCAGUCCAGGUCAGACAUCCCUGCAUGCUUAGCAGUUGGCCGGAUCUUAGCUGACAGAGCCAGAGAAGCUGAUGUCUACACUGCCAGUUACACACCAAGGGAACGUGACAAGUUUGAAGGAAAAAUCAGAGCUGUUGUUCAGUCUAUCAUUGACAACGGCAUUGACAUCAAAGUUUAUCUUGAUUGAACUUUUUUAUUUAGAGUUUAAAACAACAAAAA